Messenger RNA from Cylicocyclus nassatus, 1185 nucleotides. NCBI's taxonomy places the organism in Eukaryota, Metazoa, Nematoda, Chromadorea, Rhabditida, Strongylidae. The record is from the annotation of a GenBank genome assembly.
AUGUGCUUCCGCCUUGCAGUAUUUACGCUGUUCGCUACCGUAUCUGCGUGGGGAGUCACGUCACCGCCCAUCCUCGACAAUGGUGUUACCAGUCUACCCGAAGUGGAUUGUAUGGAGGAUAGAGUGCGUUUAACCUUCAAGACUCAACGGCCAUUCCAGGGAAGGAUCUUCGUUAAAGGCAUGGUUGAUAAAGAAGCAUGCGUAAGCAGCUACCUCAGUAACACGAAUCCAGACGUUGUAUUCGAACUGGAGAAUGGAGCGUGUAAUAUGCGGCGUACAAGAAUGCUUGGCCCAGAACAACGGGGUGUUGAGCAGUCAAUAACAAUCAUCAUAUCCUUCCAUUCAACUUUCAUUACAAAAGUGGACAGGGCAUACAGAUGCACAUGCUUCUACAUGGAAGCGGACAAAGUCGUCACAAGCAGAUUUGACGUCAGUAUGCUACCAACGACAGAUCUUAUCGACACAGCACGGAUGCCUCUUUGCACAUACUCUGUGCGACGCGAAUCUAUCACUGGCCCUAUCGUACAGUACGCUCAAGUUGGCGAUCCGGUAUUCCACGUUUGGCAAUGUGAGAGCGACAUGUUCUCGAUGUUGGUGCAUAGCUGCUUCGUCGAUGACAGCAACGGACAGGAUCGAAAACCAUUCCUUGAUGAGCAUGGGUGCGCGAUCGAUCCCGUCAUCGUUCCCGAUCUAAUUUACAACAAGGAGAAUAAUCUGGCAUAUGCACAAGUCAACGUCUUCAAAUUUGCCGAUAAAAUAACGACAUACUUCCAAUGCGCAGUAAGCACUUGCAUGAUCUCUGAAGGAAUGUGCGAAGGAAAGACACCCCCAAGAUGUGGACCAGUCGCUCAGCAGCAGCAUCUACGUCUGGUUCGUUCCGCUUCUGAACUUCGAAACAGCACUCGCUCUUCAUGGGUUCAUCUCGAUAACACCAUGGAUUUAUCAGCCCAAAAAAUCACCGUUCUCGAUUUGGAAGAGAACGCCAAAGAGGAUCCCUCCACUCCGGCUCGUCUUCGUCUCGGAUCUGCCCUUGUCGGAAUGCAAACCGAUGCCGUUUGCGUCAGCUCACGUGCUGCCGCCAUUCUCACAUCCCUCGGCACUGGAUCCACUCUAUUAGCUGCCAUUGUCACAUUCUACACUAUCAUGAGAUACAGAAGAGGCUUCGACAAAACCCAAAUACGUUAG